UGAAGCGGCGGCCCUAGUGAGUCUCACAACAGGAGGUCUCCCGCCGGAGGGGUUCUUCACACGGAGUCUGCGGAGAUGUGGAAAGCCGCCGGUGGACCGAAGGGCUCCUCCAGCCCGGCCGCCGCCGCCGCGGUCACCUGUCUGCUCGUGACCGGGACGCUGCUCGUCACCGUCGGACACCGGGGCGGCGCGGGCCCGGUGGAGCGCCCGGUGCAGCCUGCGGUGGCUGCUGCUUCUUCUUCUUCUUCUUCUUCUUCUUCUUCUUCUUCUUCCUCUUCCUCUUUGUUGGAGAGCAGCAAAGCCUUCUCCACUUACUUCAGGAAACUGACCCGGGAGAGACGCGCGGUAAGCGGCCCGCCGAGGAGGAGCGGCCCCCCCGCGCCGGUGGAGCGUCUCUCCGCGGCCGACCUGUUCAUAGCGGUGAAGACCACCGGGAGGUAUCACCGGACCAGACUGGACCUCCUGCUGGACACCUGGAUCUCCGCAAACAUGCAACAGACGUUCGUGUUCACUGACGGAGAGGACGAGAAGCUGAGGGAAAGGAUGGGAGCUCAACUCAUCAACACCAACUGCUCAGCGGCUCACAACCGGCAGGCCCUCUCCUGCAAGAUGGCCGUGGAGUACGACACCUAUAUCCAGUCCGGCAGGAAGUGGUUCUGUCACGUUGACGACGACAACUACGUGAACGUGGGCUCGCUGCUGAAGCUCCUGUCUCAGCACCGCCACGCGCGGGACGUCUACCUCGGCCGGCCCAGCCUGGAGCGGCCCAUCGAGGCCGCGGGGCUGCUCGCCGCGGCUCACACGCAGGCGCGUUUCUGGUUCGCCACGGGCGGAGCGGGAUUCUGUCUGAGCCGCGGCCUCGCUCUGAAGAUGCAGCCCUGGGCGAGCGGCGGCGCCUUCGCGGCCACGGCCGACCACAUCCGCCUCCCGGACGACUGCACCGUGGGCUACAUCGCCGAGGCGCUGCUCGGCGUGAGCCUCACCCGCUCGCCGCUGUUCCACUCGCACCUGGAGAACCUGGGCCUGGUGUCGGACAUCCACAACCAGGUGACCCUCAGCUACGGCACGGUGGAGAACAGCAGGAACACCGUCAGCCUGAGGGGGCCGUUCUCUGCCGAGGAAGACCCCACCAGGUUCAGGUCGGUCCAUUGUCUGCUGCACCCAGACGCCGCUCGCUGCCCGGGACCCCCGCCGCUGUAACGCCGGAGACGGGAGGAGGAGGAGGAGGAGGAGGAGGAGGAUGAGGAGGAGAGCGGAGCGCCUUGGUUCACCCGACGUGUCCAGGAAUGGGGGAGAAGGAGCCUCGCUUUAUCUCUGCCUGGGUGGGAGAGUGACCGGAGCUCUCCCCCCCCCCGGGGGAGCGUUGCUCCGUGUCAGAAGGCCCAAAAAAAAAGCUGCCGCGAGAGAAGAAGACUUGUGGAUGAAAAAGGCGGAGAGACGGCUCCUCGUUUUACACCCUGAAAUCUGAAUCAGAUCAAUCACAAGAACCUCUGGUUCAAAAAGGUCAUUUGAUCGUUCGCCGUAAUGUUGAACCGGGUGGACGUCUCCAAUGGGGGGGCGGCAGUGUUUUGGUCUCUGAAACAAGGGGACGAGAGACGAGCCCACAGAAGCAGAGGCUGGACUGCAGGCGGCUCCCGCCCCCGUCUGAAGGACCGCUCUGAUGUUUACGAUGCGCACAGCGGUGAAAAGAUGCAGGAUGGGUAGUUCCACCUGCUCAGCGUUCACUAUUGUCUUUUCUUUGAACUGUACCAUCAUGCCUGAGCACUUUGCUCUUUUUAUUCCUGCUUUUUGCAUUUCACAUUUUAAAAUAAUACCUUUUUUUUUUUUUUAAAUUAGACUGGACGAGAGUCCGACUACGGGAUUAUUUGUGCGUUUCGGGAGGAGCAGAUUUAAGCUGAUUCGGUUCCGCCCUCUUUGUGCUACGCUAAGCUAACCGGCUGCAGACACCAGAACAGGCUGUUCUUCUGAAAACAAAUCACACGUUGUCCACUCAUCCGAUGAGGCCUCCUACAAAUGAGUAAAAAAAAAUUUAAAAAGCCGCCAUGGUGUCAGACUGCUUGUGAAAGGUCUCGCACCGCGGCGGCGUCACAAGGAAUGACUCAUGUUGGGUCGUCUUCUGUCCUUCUGCGCGUUGAAGGCACAUUCUGUCCCUUUUAAGUGAACGUAUGCGAUGAAGCGCACGCGCUCGCUCUCCAGUAUCUGGACCCUAUGAAGACGCACAAUAAAAAGAAAGGCUCGUCCAUUAA
Molecule: messenger RNA, 2246 nt
Organism: Gasterosteus aculeatus aculeatus (three-spined stickleback)
Lineage: Eukaryota; Metazoa; Chordata; Actinopteri; Perciformes; Gasterosteidae
Product: beta-1,3-N-acetylglucosaminyltransferase lunatic fringe
Cellular component (GO): membrane
Molecular function (GO): glycosyltransferase activity
Source: RefSeq, a predicted model, not a curated record